Messenger RNA from Rosa chinensis, 980 nucleotides. Its product is annotated as ras-related protein RABC1. NCBI's taxonomy places the organism in Eukaryota, Viridiplantae, Streptophyta, Magnoliopsida, Rosales, Rosaceae. The coding region runs from base 56 to 700 and encodes 214 amino acids. The transcript is spliced from 6 exons. Gene Ontology annotation, molecular function: GTPase activity; GTP binding. The record is from RefSeq and is a predicted model, not a curated record.
GUACAAGAGUUUGUUUUGAUAGAUCUUGGGAAAAUGGCAUUGCCUUGAGAAUCAUAUGAAAAGUGAAAUGGAAUCAUCAUCGGCUUCGAAUCAAGGCGAGUUCGAUUACUUGUUCAAGCUGUUGAUGAUCGGCGACUCCGGCGUCGGCAAGAGCAGUCUUCUCCUCAGCUUCACUUCCGACUCCUUCGAAGACCUCUCUCCUACCAUCGGUGUUGAUUUCAAGGUCAAGUAUGUUAAUGUCGGCGGCAAGAAGCUCAAGCUUGCAAUUUGGGAUACAGCUGGUCAAGAGAGAUUUAGAACCUUGACGAGUUCAUAUUACAGAGGAGCGCAAGGGAUAAUUAUGGUUUAUGAUGUAACAAGGCGAGAAACAUUUACAAACCUUUGCGAUAUAUGGGCCAAGGAAAUAGAACUCUAUUCAACAAAUCAAGACUGCAUCAAGAUGCUUGUGGGAAACAAAGUCGAUAAGGAGAGUGACAGGGUUGUAACCAAAAAAGAGGGAAUAAAUUUUGCUAGGGAAUCUGGAUGUCUCUUUAUUGAAUGCAGUGCUAAAACUCGAGUUAAUGUCCAGCAGUGCUUUGAAGAGCUUGUUUUAAAGAUUCUGGAUACUCCUAGUCUGUUAGCCGAGGGUUCUAAAGGGUUGAAAAAAAACAUAUUUAAGGAGAAACCACAGUCCAGUGCAGCCGCAAGCAGCUGUUGCUGAAGCUGAAAAGUUUAUCAAACUUUUGGCAUUUCAAAUCUCUCUAACUAGCAGUAAACGGUUACUUCGAAUUCCCAACGAAUUAUUGCCAUUGUAUUUUUGUUUUACAAGGACUGCAAAUUACUUGUAAAAUAUAAAUUAUGUGAUUUAUGCCUUUUAUGUUGAGUUUUCUUUUGGACUGAUCUGGUAUGUACAAACAUAAUGACAUUUAAUAUUCUGUCCAGCCCUGGAAGAAUUACUGAUGUAAUACAACACAUUCAAGCUGAUUUAUUCGUGCAUUGUA